Molecule: messenger RNA, 167 nt
Organism: Racocetra persica
Lineage: Eukaryota; Fungi; Glomeromycota; Glomeromycetes; Diversisporales; Gigasporaceae
Source: the annotation of a GenBank genome assembly
UUGCUGUUAUUCUGUCCAUGUCUCUUUUGGCCACUUUAAUAAUAUUAUCAUAUAACAAUUGUGCGCUUUUCAUUAACACUUUACCAUCUAUAACUUUAAGUCUAGACAAUUUAAGCCCUAGCACUAAAAAUUCAAAUACUGUGAUAGUGUCUUCAUUUUUAACAAAA